Radiomyces spectabilis is the source of this 1692-nucleotide messenger RNA. Its product is annotated as ATP synthase subunit alpha. The transcript has 3 exons. NCBI's taxonomy places the organism in Eukaryota, Fungi, Mucoromycota, Mucoromycetes, Mucorales, Radiomycetaceae. Gene Ontology annotation, molecular function: ADP binding; ATP binding; proton-transporting ATP synthase activity, rotational mechanism. The coding region runs from base 39 to 1691 and encodes 550 amino acids. Gene Ontology annotation, biological process: proton transmembrane transport; proton motive force-driven ATP synthesis. The record is from RefSeq and is a predicted model, not a curated record.
GUUUCGUUUCUUCCACGUAAAAAACAGCCUCCACAAUCAUGCUUAGAAACGUUGCUCGCGUUGCUCGUCCUUUGUCACUUGCGGCUGCCGCUCGCGGUCUUGCACCUGCUGCCCGUCUUAACCUCGGCGCUGUUGCAGCUGCUGCCCGUACCUACGCCUCGGCUAAGCCUUCCACUUCGGAGGUCUCUUCGAUCUUGGAGCAACGUAUCCUCGGUUCGUCUUCUGAAGUCGAUCUUCAGGAAACCGGUCGCGUCUUGUCCAUUGGUGACGGUAUCGCCCGUGUUUACGGUUUGAAGAACUGCCAGGCCGAAGAAAUGGUGGAAUUCUCCAGCGGUCUCAAGGGUAUGGCCCUUAACUUGGAAGCUGACAAUGUCGGUAUUGUCGUUUUCGGUAACGAUCGUUUGAUCAAGGAAGGUGACACCGUCAAGCGUACUGGUGCUAUUGUCGACGUCCCAAUUGGUCCCGGUAUCCUCGGCCGUGUCGUUGAUGCUUUGGGUAACCCCAUUGAUGGUAAGGGUCCUCUUGAGACCGUUGGCCGUUCCCGUGUCCAGGUCAAGGCUCCCGGUAUUUUGCCCCGUCACUCUGUCAACGAGCCCAUGCAGACUGGUAUCAAGUCCGUUGAUUCCAUGGUCCCUAUCGGUCGUGGUCAGCGUGAAUUGAUUAUUGGUGAUCGUCAGACUGGUAAGACCGCCGUUGCCCUCGAUACCAUUCUUAACCAGAAGAACUGGAACAACGGUAACGACGAGUCCAAGAAGUUGUACUGUAUCUACGUUGCUGUCGGUCAGAAGCGUUCCACUGUUGCUCAGCUCGUCCGUACUCUCGAAGAGAACGAUGCCAUGAAGUACACCAUUGUCGUCGCUGCUACUGCUUCCGAAGCCGCUCCCCUUCAGUACCUCGCUCCUUUCUCCGGUGCCGCUUUGGGUGAAUGGUUCCGUGACAACGGUCGUCACUCUUUGAUCAUCUAUGACGAUUUGUCCAAGCAGGCUGUUGCUUACCGUCAAAUGUCUCUUUUGCUUCGUCGUCCCCCCGGUCGUGAAGCUUACCCCGGUGACGUUUUCUACCUUCACUCCCGUUUGUUGGAACGUGCUGCCAAGAUGAACAAGGAUUUCGGUUAUGGUUCCAUGACCGCUCUUCCCAUCAUUGAAACUCAGGGUGGUGAUGUGUCUGCUUACAUUCCUACCAACGUUAUUUCCAUUACCGAUGGUCAGAUUUUCUUGGAAGCCGAACUUUUCUUCAAGGGUAUCCGUCCCUCCAUUAACGUCGGUCUUUCCGUGUCCCGUGUCGGUUCCGCCGCCCAGACCAAGGCCAUGAAGCAGGUCGCUGGUUCCUUGAAGCUUUUCUUGGCUCAGUACCGUGAAGUUGCUGCUUUCGCUCAGUUCGGUUCCGAUUUGGAUGCCUCCACUCAAUUCUUGUUGAACCGUGGUGCCCGUCUUACUGAAUUGUUGAAGCAACCCCAGUACUCUCCCUUGCCCAUCCAGGUCCAGGUCCCCAUUGUGUUCGCUGGUGUCAACGGUUUCCUUGACAAGAUCCCCGUCAACAAGGUCGUCGACUGGGAAAAGGACUUUAUCAGCCACAUCCAAUCCGAACAGGGUGCCGUCCUUGAUGAAAUCCGCACCCAGGGUGUCCUCUCCAAGGACCUCGAGGGCAAGCUCCGUACCAUCUGCGAGAACCACUGCAAGACUUUCUACUAAA